UUAAAUACAACUAAUAUUUUUCAGUAUUUUUCUUAUAUGAUCUUUCUUUUCUAUAUUAUUUAUCUCAUUUAAAAAUAAUAGUUGUUUUGAUUCAUUAUAUUUGCGUAUAAAGAGGUAUGAACACUUAACUUCCUUUUCUGUAAGAAGUCUCCUAGUGGCAUCAUACAACGUUGAAUCGUAAUUUAACCACAACGUUAAAAUGUCAGGAGGUUUAGAUGUGUUAGCCCUCAAAGAGGAUGAUGUUACUAAAAUGUUAGCUGCUGGUACCCACCUAGGUGCUGAAAAUGUAAACUUUCAGAUGGAGCAAUAUGUUUAUAAAAAGAGAGUUGAUGGUGCUGGUGUAAAUGUCAUCAAUCUUCGCCACACUUGGGAGAAACUGUUGCUCGCAGCUCGUGCCAUUGUCGCCAUUGAGCAUCCUAGCGAGGUUUUCGUCAUCAGCUGCCGUCAUUCAGGUCAAAGAGCUGUGCUUAAAUUUGCAGCUCAUACUGGCGCCACUCCUAUCGCUGGACGUUUUACACCAGGCGCAUUUACGAAUCAGAUCCAGGCUGCCUUCCGCGAACCACGCUUACUGAUUGUCACGGAUCCGUCCACCGAUCAUCAGCCGAUCACCGAGGCGAGCUAUGUGAAUAUUCCUGUCAUUGCUUUCUGCAACACCGAUUCACCGUUACGUUUCGUGGACAUCGCAAUACCUUGUAACACCAAAAGCCUACACACUGUAGGUCUAAUGUGGUGGCUGCUUGCCAGGGAAGUUCUGCGUCUGAGGGGAUCCAUCCCACGUGAAACCAAGUGGGACGUUGUAGUCGAUCUCUUCUUUUACAGAGAUCCCGAAGAGGCAGAGAAGGAAGAACAGGCCGCAAAAGAGAUUGCGCCGGCAAAGGAGUUCACGGGCCCAGUGGAAACUGCUCCCGCUCCGGAGCCCGGGUGGGUGAAUGAGGUCGAGUCGACCGCCGUAGCCACAGAGAACUGGGCCGAUGAUGUAGCACCACCAGCAGCUGCUGCUAUUCCCGCAGCCAGCGCCGCGCCGGCAUUCCAAGCCAGCGGUGAUUGGGCUGCCCAGCCUCCGGAAGAGUGGACAACGCCUGUAGCGACUGCCGCCGCUCAAAGCUGGGGAGGUGCAACCAGCGAAAAAUGGUAAUUUUGUGCUAACAUUUCGAAGACAAUUGAUUGUAUGCAAUGUCUAACAAAACUCUUUAAAACAAAA
Messenger RNA from Solenopsis invicta (red fire ant), 1201 nucleotides. RefSeq names its product 40S ribosomal protein SA (gene sta). Gene Ontology annotation, cellular component: cytosolic small ribosomal subunit; ribosome; 90S preribosome. The transcript has 6 exons. NCBI's taxonomy places the organism in Eukaryota, Metazoa, Arthropoda, Insecta, Hymenoptera, Formicidae. Bases 200 to 1135 code for a protein of 311 amino acids. Gene Ontology annotation, molecular function: structural constituent of ribosome. The record is from RefSeq and is a predicted model, not a curated record. Gene Ontology annotation, biological process: ribosomal small subunit assembly; cytoplasmic translation.